Messenger RNA from Vanrija pseudolonga, 294 nucleotides. RefSeq lists its product as uncharacterized. The transcript is spliced from 2 exons. Lineage: Eukaryota; Fungi; Basidiomycota; Tremellomycetes; Trichosporonales; Trichosporonaceae. Bases 1 to 294 code for a protein of 97 amino acids. The record is from RefSeq and is a predicted model, not a curated record.
AUGGGCUACUACCUUCGUCUCCUGGACGCCAUCUUCUGGCUGGAGUCCAUUCACACCCAAACGGUCCUGGAGCGCUGCAAUCGGUGCCACGAGCGCUUAACCGACGUUUGCUACAUGUGUGUGCCAGUUGUCGAGUUCGACCGCGAAGUCAUCUUCAUGGAGCUCAAUUUUAGGGGCCACACGGCGGACACCGCCGUCGCUCUGGCCGAUCUUUUUGUUGAAAUUCGCGACUGGCAGGUGGAGCAGAACCUCGCGGAUACCGUCGGGCUCUCACGUCUCCGUGUGUCCGACUAG